Messenger RNA from Mytilus californianus (California mussel), 2836 nucleotides. Its product is annotated as prolactin regulatory element-binding protein-like. Bases 2 to 1231 code for a protein of 409 amino acids. Gene Ontology annotation, molecular function: GTPase activator activity; guanyl-nucleotide exchange factor activity; protein binding. Gene Ontology annotation, biological process: protein secretion. The record is from RefSeq and is a predicted model, not a curated record. Lineage: Eukaryota; Metazoa; Mollusca; Bivalvia; Mytilida; Mytilidae. Gene Ontology annotation, cellular component: endoplasmic reticulum membrane. The transcript is spliced from 9 exons.
CAUGGCUGCCACCGGGAAAGGUGGCUUGUUGGCACGUUCAGAUUUUCCGCUGUACACGGUGAAUGCGUUGGAUGAAAGGCAUUUUAUAGUUGCAGGCGGUGGAGGUGCUGCAAAAACUGGAGUAGUAAAUGCAAUUGAGGUUUAUGAAGUAAAAGAGACAGAAAAUAAGUUGAUAGCUAGUAGUAUAGGUAGACACGAUACAGGAACUAAAGCUGUUAUGAAUGGAUGUUGUCAUUAUGAUGGUAGAAAACACAUAUUAGCAGCAGGAUUAGAUGAAAAGUGUCACAUAUAUUCAUUAAAAUAUAAAGUUGUUUCUCCCAAGAAAAACUCAAGUAAAACAGAUGACACAGUUCGGAAAAGAAAAUCUAAUAAUGGUGCUGAAGAAAAUGAAACCAAGCAAAUUAACUUUGACAUUGAAGAAAUAGACAGUUUUGACACUGACUUUAAUAAAGAUGGAAGUUUUCAGAAAACUGUACAAUUUAGUAUGGAUCAGAAAUUUUUAGCAACAGGUGGUGCUGAUGGUUUUCUUCGUGUUUGGAAGUAUCCUGAAUUGAGUAAGAUAUUUGAAGUCCAUGCACACAAAGGAGAUAUUGAUGAUGUAGCCGUAAGUCCUGCAAGUGAUAAAAUAGUAACAGUUUCUAGAGACCACUGUGCCUGUGUGUGGAAUGCAAAAGAGGGGAGUAAAGACUGUGAACUUAAAUGGCCGUUAAGUGAUCAGUAUCGGCAUAGAGCGUGCAAAUAUGGUUUAAUAGAGGGACUCAAAGACAAUUUUAACUUGUACACAAUUAGUAUACCUGUAAAAAGAUCACAGAAUCCAGCACCAUGUUACCUCGCUAUGUGGGAUAGUAGUAAAUUUACAGUAAAACGAAUGGUCAGUACUGGAGUAGAGGUGCUCUCAGCAUUGGCUCUCAGUGAUGAUGGAACCUAUGCCGCUGUCGGUACUAUCUCAGGAAGUGUUGCAGUCUUUAUCUCUUUUAGUUUACAGAAAUUAUAUAGUGUCAGUGAAGCUCACAAUAUAUUUGUGACAGGUUUAGAUUUUUUGCCGAGUUCUAAAGCCACAGAGGAAGUGACGGGAGAUAAAGAUUUCACAUUACUCAGUAUAUCAGCUGACAAUACCAUUCGUGUUCAUCAAGUUGCCAAACGAGGAUCAUACAGUAUUGUGUGUUUACUUAUUGGACUGGUAGUUAUAGUUGUGUUGUUAUUCAUCUUCAUGUCAGAAAUGGGUUUAUGACAAGAGUUAUCCCCCAUUCUUAGAUGGCAGCCAUUAACAUUCCAUCAAAACUAGUGGAUCUGAUUGGUAGAUCAUGAUUGGAUUAAUUGAACUUCAAAGUGAAUUAAAAUUACAAUGCUGUGAUAGACAAUUAACUUUUUAUAAUGAUCUUAUUAAAAGGGCUGAGGUAUACAAUAUUUUAUAUGCUUUACAAUGUAUUAAAUAUAACUUGCAAUCAUGAUAUCAGCUGGCUGGUUAUUUAUUAUAAUUCUCAGAACUCUGAUAUUAUAAAAAAAGAUAUGGUCGACCACUGAAAAAAUUAUUAGAUUUUCUAGUUGUUACAAAAUUUUGAGUGUAUGGGACUGUAUUCGUUUUAUAAAAAGAUAUUAACUGUAAAUUCUCAACCUGAAAAGGGAGCAAAGAUCUUACCAGGUUGAUUGUGGAAAAAUAACAAUCUGUUUGUUCCAUUGUUCAACAAUACAGAAAAGUCAGAUAAUAUCCUCUGUCUCUUGUUGAAAUGGAUGAAUUCACUGCAAUAGAGCAUUGAAAAUUAUAUUGAUAACGGAUAAAGAGAAACCAUGUUAGUCACUUCUCAAUAUCAGAUUAGCUUUUGAAAAAAAAUUGUCACAAAUUUUACCCUUGUAAUGAAUGGGGAAAAUUGCAAUAUAAAACACAUGCAUUUAUCAUUAUUUGUUAAUUGUUGAAUGUCUUCUGCUUAUAUUUUAUGUACUUUAUUUGACUUGCAGAAGGGUCUAUUUCUGAAAUAAUUUGAUAUAAGCCAAGACGAGUUUGGUAUAAACAAGGGCUAAUUACACUGGUUCACAACCAAAUGUCGACAUGAAAUGUUUAGCUGUCAAUUGAUUUUUAAAAGAAAACUCACACUUUCACACAACUAGAUUAUCAUGUCCCCCGACAUUUUAUAUGAGGAGACAUUCAUGUUGUGUUUUUGUCUCCCCUGUCACAACAAAAUCUUUAAAACAAAUUCGUAAUUUUACACCGGAAUGGAACAAAACUUGAUAGGAUUUCUUGAUUUGAAGUUGUACAUCCCCUAUAUUAUUUGGUUUCCCCCAGAGCCUACCAUGGAGUUUAUAUUGCUACAUAUUACAGGGGUUUGUCAACAAAAUCUAUUGUUCUUCAUAUUGUAUAUUGUUCUCCUUCCAUUUUGUUAUUUUAAUCAGGUUGAUUUUUAGGGUUUCCAACCUCCAAAUCUGGUGGGGACUUUCCCAUUACUAUAUAUUGUUUCUCAAUGGAAAACUUCUUAGUUUAAGUAGAAAUAAAAUGAAAUAAAUUUAACGAAUUGCAUUAACACGUGCAAUUGUGAAUUUCAAAUUUUUUUUAAUUUUUUUUUUUCAGUUAUUUAUAUAGAGUUACAGCUUCUGUAUCAUUGAUAGGACACUUAUGUUUUUGUGUAUAAAACUAACUUUAUCUUGUCAAAUUUUAGGACAAGCAUUUCUCUAAUUUUGGAAUAUGUUUUAGGUACUCUUGUUUAAAUGUUGUAAUUUUAUUUUGUUCCUGUAGAAGGUUAUUUUAUCUGUUAAAGGUUAUAUAUUUAUUUUAUUUAUUAAAUGAUUUAUGAAAUCACUAUGUAUGAAAAAUAUCAAGUAAAUAAAUAAAAAUUGAAACUUA